Lindgomyces ingoldianus is the source of this 1638-nucleotide messenger RNA. RefSeq names its product MFS general substrate transporter. The transcript is spliced from 5 exons. Gene Ontology annotation, biological process: transmembrane transport. The record is from RefSeq and is a predicted model, not a curated record. Gene Ontology annotation, molecular function: transmembrane transporter activity. The coding region runs from base 1 to 1638 and encodes 545 amino acids. Lineage: Eukaryota; Fungi; Ascomycota; Dothideomycetes; Pleosporales; Lindgomycetaceae.
AUGUUUCUCACCAAAACAAGAAGCCCGCGAGAUCUCAACAAGUUUCCGAUCACCCAGCUCUUUCUUCUCGCACUUGUUCGAGUUGCGGAGCCAAUUGCUCUUACUUCCAUCUUUCCAUACGCCUGGAAGCUUGUCAUUCAUUACAAUGUUACCACCGAGUCGAACGCCGCAUUUUACGCUGGCAUUCUCAUCAGCGCUUUCUCCCUCUCCGAAGCAUGCACCGGCAUGUAUUGGGGUAGUCUCUCCGACAGGAUAGGUCGUAAGCCAGUCUUGCUCAUGGGAUGCAUGGGCACGGUUACCUCCCUCCUUGUGGUUGGCUUCGCACCGAACUUUUGGAUCGCCCUCUUUGGCAGAAUCCUUGGAGGUGUGCUGAAUGGCAAUAUAGGCGUUAUACAAACAAUGGUUGGAGAAUUGGUCACAAAUCCCGAGCACGAACCACGAGCAUAUGCUAUUAUGCCGUUCGUAUGGAGCGUGGGUACAAUUAUCGGACCGUCCAUUGGGGGGUGUUUUGCCGAACCUACUGAUAAUUUUCCUUCCCUUUUCUCUCCCUCUAGCCUCUUUUCUCGAUUUCCUUAUUUGCUGCCAAACGUUAUUUGUGCUGCUCUACUCGUCAUAGCGAUCAUUGCAGGCUACGCCUUUCUCGAUGAAACUCACCCGGACAUGCAACCAUGCAGCACCCAACAAGACCUCAACUCAUCCAAUGCCGACACGCCACUUCUACCUGCACAAGGAGCUACAGCGCAUGCGGCAGCGAAUCUGACGACAGAAUCUUACGGGACUUUUGAUGCGGCUAAUGUUCAGAAGGACGAGAUUUGGCGGGUCAGGUCGAGCGGCGAGUGGGCGGAGAGUUCGUCUCCAAACGACAAGGUCAUCACUAAAUCUGUAGCCAUGUUUGUUCUUGCACUGGGCAUCUUUACCUACCACUCUAUGACCUACGACCACCUACUUCCCAUCUUCCUCCAAGACAAGCGAGUCAACGACAUUUCAGCCCUUACCGUUCCCCCAUCUGCGUUUGCCGGCGGGCUUGGUCUAUCAAUCCAAGACGUGGGAAUCAUAAUGUCAUUCAAUGGGAUCAUCGCCCUCGUAAUUCAAGGUGCCGUAUUCCCGCUUAUGGCGUUCUGGUUCGGCGUGUGGAAACUGUUGAUCCUGGUCACCGUUGGCCAUCCCAUUGCCUACUUCAUUAUCCCAUACCUUACCUUACUCCCUCAAACCUGGCUCUAUCCUUCUAUUUACACUUGUCUCGCCAUCCGGAACUUCUUCUCCAUCCUCGCGUACCCGCUACUUUUGAUCAUGAUCAAGGAGUCCGCGCCAUCGCCAAAUCAUCUCGGGAAAAUCAACGGCCUUGCCGCUAGCACGGGUGCUGCGUGUCGAACAGUCGCGAGUCCCAUUGCUGGUGCGCUGUAUGGUCUCGGGAUCGAAAUUCAUUUCACGCCACUUGCAUGGUGGGCUUCAGCGUUCAUCGCUGUUGUGGGCGCGCUCCAGGUCCCGUUCCUGCGUCGCGAAGCCAAAAAUUGCCAUACUCACGUCCGCGCUGCAGUACACUGCAGCUUGGGCAACAAGCACGUGGGGAAGAAUGAUGUAGUCAGGAUCACGGUUGAGGAUGUGGAGGAGACGGAGAUCGAUGCCGAGGAAGUCUGA